Messenger RNA from Eruca vesicaria subsp. sativa (arugula), 962 nucleotides. The record is from the annotation of a GenBank genome assembly. NCBI's taxonomy places the organism in Eukaryota, Viridiplantae, Streptophyta, Magnoliopsida, Brassicales, Brassicaceae.
AUGGUGUGGUUUCGACCUGGUUCUAGUGUGGCAAAGCUUGAUGUACAAAGGACCAUGAAUCAGGAUGGUUCAUACGGACGAGGACACGCUCCCUACCUUCUAAAAAUCAUUCCUUUCACUCAAUCCUUUACAGACCAAACCCUAAAAGACUUGCUUCUGUUCCUUUCACUAAACCCUUCACAAGUCUCUGUUCUUCCUCUCCCAUCGCCACUAUCAUAUCUGGAGAUUCUUGCAGUAACCAUUUUUCCUGCUUACCUAGUGACCAAUAACUCGGAACAUAACUUAUUCAAACAGUUCCUGAAAGCAGAUGAGUGGGACGUGAACAAAUGGUCAUGGGAAGGAGAAUUGAAAGUGGUGAGCAAAGGAAAAGAAUGCAUUAUUAAACUUGUAGAUAAAACCACUGGGGAACUUUACGCUCAGGCCUUUCUGCGUGAUGGUGAACCUUAUCAUGUAGAAGCCGUUAUCGACAGUAGCAGGUACUUGAACAAGAAGAAAACAGCAGAAGAAAUGGAAAAACACUUUCAAAAGACUUUAUCUAUCGAUUACAACUUAAAGGAAGGAGAAACCAUUGUUCUUCAACUAAAAAAUAGGAAUGAUCAAGACACAAAGUCUAAGUUGGUGGAUAAGAGUCUCAGUAAUCUCAGUUGGAAGCAAAGGGAUGUUCAUGCUGGUGCACAUUACUCUGAUCUCGCUCUUGUAACAUGUGAUGUCGAUGAGAUAGCUGCUGGUUCGAAGUCUAGCUUUGUUCAUGCUUAUGCACAUGGCUAUUGUUUGGUUUAUAUAUAUUUUGGAUGCACAUGACUAAUUGAUGGCUUAUGUGCUUCAGAUGACAACAAUUUAUAAUGUAUGCAAUAUAUUUUUAACUAUGAAAAUGGAGGAGGAUAACAAAAGAAUGAUAUUUAUAAAGGUUAUGUUUAAAAUUUUGAUUUGUAAAUAACAUUUUUUAUGACUGCUCAAUAAAU